AGCGCGAAAAAAAUCUGUUUAGGGCAAAGUAGACAAUUGUUGCGUUCCACGAUUGGUUCGAAGACAGUGAGAGCUUGCUCUUCUUCGGCGUAGUUUUUUUUCCGGGAGGGAACUCAGAUUUAUUCAAACCAAAAGCUUAAUUUUCUUGUCUCGUCAGUUUCAGAUCCAAACAUGUUUAAUAGCAAGCCAAUGGUGAAGAAAAAACAAGGCAUGGUGGAGGCUGUUGAUGAUCCUGACCUGAGCUUUAGCAAGAUCAUGAAAGAUGUUCAGCUCUUUGCUAGCUCACAUAUGACAUGGAAGGAUAAGAAAGCAUUGGAGAAUCAGAAAGUCAGUGGACUUGGUGGGAAGCCUCAAAGGAAACAGAGGCUACCCCUCAGUGUAGCGCGAGUACAGAUGAAGAAACAGAAAGAAAGAGAAGAAAAGACGUUUGAACAGAAUGUGAUUUUUGGACAAUUUGGUGGUACAAGUAGGAAGAAGCCCGCUGCUGAUAAGAAGCGUAAGCCAGAGGAAAGAGUCUUGAAAUCAACUUUUGGGAAUUUCAGGGGUGGUGUUCUUGAUGUUAAGGAUUUACUACGUUCUGGUGGUUCUUCAAGAACUAAUGACAGAGAUAACAAUUACGGCAAGGACAAGAACAAGUCCAAAGGCAUGGAGGUGGAGGAAGAGACAUCAAGAAAAAUAGAAAUAAGAAAGCAAAGAAAGGAGGCGGUAAGAGGAAAAGCAAGUAACAUAUGUUAGCUGUGUAAACCAGUUUUUAAAAAACCGGUUAUAGAGAAGAAAACAUAUUGGCACAAUGAUCUUCAUCUGAUAAUAAUAGUUGUAGUUUGCACA
Brassica rapa (field mustard) is the source of this 828-nucleotide messenger RNA. RefSeq lists its product as uncharacterized. Gene Ontology annotation, cellular component: nucleolus. NCBI's taxonomy places the organism in Eukaryota, Viridiplantae, Streptophyta, Magnoliopsida, Brassicales, Brassicaceae. Gene Ontology annotation, biological process: maturation of SSU-rRNA from tricistronic rRNA transcript (SSU-rRNA, 5.8S rRNA, LSU-rRNA). The record is from RefSeq and is a predicted model, not a curated record.